This is a messenger RNA of Adineta steineri, 1548 nucleotides long. NCBI's taxonomy places the organism in Eukaryota, Metazoa, Rotifera, Eurotatoria, Adinetida, Adinetidae. The record is from the annotation of a GenBank genome assembly.
CUUCUCAAUUCUUCAUUAACACGAUUAAAAUUAGAUGAUAAUCGUCAUCAAUCGAAAAAACUUUUUUCUAAUAAUUAUAAAGAAAUUCUUGAUUAUCGUCAUCAUCAAAUAAUAUCACUUCAUUCGUUCGGUGAAAAUACAACUAAAAUUAUUUCAACAAUUCAAUCUAAUCUCUCAUCAUUUCAAUCUCUUCAAUCACUUAUUCUUUAUUGUAUUAAAUCGGAUAUUUUGUCAUCACUUAUUCAUCAAUUAGCUUCUUUACCUAAUUUCUGUUCAUUAACACUUGAUCUAUGGAUUGAAAAACAAAAUUAUACUUAUAUUUAUCAAUUAAUUUUUAAUCUACCAAAAUUAAAAUAUCUGAAAUAUCGAACAAUGGAUACAAAUGAUAUUGAUAUAGUUCUUUCAUUACCAAUAGCAACUGAUCAACAAAAAACAUCAAUUGAAUAUUUUAUUAUGGAUCAUGGUUGUUCUAUUAAAGAUCUUUUUACUUUAUUAUCAUAUACACCAAAUGUUCGUUAUUUAAAAUUUCUAAAUCCUACUGAUGCAAAUAAUUUAUAUACGAUUGAACCAAUUAAAUUAAUAAAUUUAACGAAACUUUCAAUAGAAAUUUAUCGAAUGACAUUUGAUGAAUUUGAAAUUUUUAUUAAAAAAUUCGACGUAAAUUUAAGAAUGUUAUCAUUAGAUAUUAAACAUGAAGAUAUGUCAUAUCUCAGUGCUAAGCGAUGGGAAUAUUUUCUCCAAGGAAAUUUAUCACAAUUAGAAAAAUUUUCUUUUGAACAACUUGUAUAUUUUUCUGAAAAUGAUCAAACACCAAUGUAUUUAGGAGAACAAAAUGAAUUUAAUUCAACAUUUUGGAUUGAACGACGAUGGAUAUUUAAAGUUGAAAAUGAUUUUGAGAAUUUAAUUUAUUCAAUUCAACCAUAUAAAAAGAAAUGGUAUGAAUAUAAUUCGAAAUCAAAUCAAUUAUCGAAAUCGGUUGAAUUUGAAAUAAAUGAUGUAUCACCUGAACAAUGCGUAAAAUCAAUCAGUAUUAAUGAUCAUAUUUAUCAUGCAUUAACUAUUACACAAAUCUAUCAUUUACAAAUUUCAAUGACAAUUUCUCUUGAAGAUUUAUAUAAAAUUUUAGUUCUAUUACCAGAUAUUGAAACAUUAACAUUAUUUCGAUUAUCAUUUACUAACCCAACACAUAUAAGUGAUGAAGAACUUCAACCAUUAUAUUUAUUAUUUCAUGAAAAACAUUUUCAAAAAAUUUCUUUUAGUGAUGUUCAUCAAAUGGCAGAUAUUCAGUUUUUAAUGAUUAUUUGUCUUCAUGUUAAUCAUGUUCAUCUUCAUUGCAAAGAUUAUAAUCAUGCUGAAUCAUUUGUAGGACUUAUAUUAUCUCAUGUUCGAUCAGAAAAAGAUAGUAAACUUCGAUUAUUAUCAUUGACUAUGCCAAAGUUUGCCAAUGAUAUGAUCGAAUAUUUAACUAAAAUAAUUAAAGAAAAUAAAUUACUCGGUGAUUUUAUUAUUGAACAAGUUAAAAAUGAUGUUUAUAUAAAAUGGACAUGA